Messenger RNA from Daldinia loculata, 2141 nucleotides. RefSeq names its product FAD/NAD(P)-binding domain-containing protein. Gene Ontology annotation, cellular component: mitochondrion. NCBI's taxonomy places the organism in Eukaryota, Fungi, Ascomycota, Sordariomycetes, Xylariales, Hypoxylaceae. Gene Ontology annotation, molecular function: oxidoreductase activity; FAD binding. Gene Ontology annotation, biological process: ubiquinone biosynthetic process. The record is from RefSeq and is a predicted model, not a curated record. The transcript is spliced from 4 exons. Bases 743 to 1969 code for a protein of 408 amino acids.
CACGCUAAGAAUAAUGGUUUCCAUAUUGAAUUCCUUCUUUACUACCACUCCUUUCCCAGCCGAAUACUUUACUCUAUAAUACCAACACCCUACUUUGUCCUAUAGGCUCAAGUUCGGGGAAAUAACUUGACCUUGUGUAAUAUCGCGCGCCAAUUGUAUAACUCUUGAGGCUUGCGCUUCGCGACUUGGCCUUUGAGCUUCGCCUAUUAUAAGGUGGCGUGGCAUCUAAUCCCGGUUGAUUGGUUCCCCACCGUAGUAUAAACCGCCCGGCAAACAGCGCCAAAUGUCACACACAAUACCGCCUCGCAUGCCUCUUCACGUCCUCCCCCUUUCCCUCAUAUCGGGUGGAUGACAUCACCGUGGAUGACCUUGUAGUCCGCGAGUCCAUUCAGCCGGCCGUCUCAAGUUGCGCUGGCUGUCUGCGUAGUGUACCCUACCUAAACAUAGGCAUCUCACGCUCCAUGCAGGGACUUGCGUCUAGACUGCGGGGAAAACUAUCGGCUCGCUCUAUUAACCAGGCACAUGGUUUCGGCAAGUGUACGAAUACCCUCCCAAGUCGGGGUUCGGGUACUUUUAGGCUAACAAGGGUAGGUAACUAAAUGGUCGACGAAAGGAUCCAACACGAUCCAUGAGAAAAUGCACCACUGUCAACACGUUUUCCUCACGUUCACCCCGCGUUCCAUAGGACAGCCAUCCUACCUACGUACAUACAUCCUCCAGCAAGUCACCUUACCCAAGAAUCAUGUCACGGCCAUUCCAAAAGGUAAUUAUCGUGGGAGCCGGCCCCUCGGGCCUAUUGCUUGCGCUGCUCCUUUCUAAACAUGGGAUCCCCGUGGAAAUCCUGGAAGCCUCGCACGAGCUGGACAAGCAGCCACGGGCCGCUAUUUAUGGCCCUCCCGCAAUCCCGGAUUUAAGGCGUGCCGGUGUGAUCGACCAGAUCCGCAAGAAGGGCAUAAGCCCGACGUCGAUGUGCUGGCGGCGCUUCGAAGACCACAGCUGGAUCGCGGGCAUGGACGCCGCUGCGCUAGCCGACUACAACGGCGAGGACCUGCGCAUUGCGUGUCUAGUCCUGGACCAGCUAGACCAGUUGAUGCUCGAUGAGUUCCUGUCUAAGUACGACGGCAAGAUCAGUUGGAACCACAAGGUCACGGGAACGGGCCAGGACGAGAAGCAAGCCUGGGUCGACGUCGAGACCCCGGAGGGCACAAAGAAGAUUUACGGCGACUACGUCAUUGGAUGCGAUGGUGCGGGAAGCCAAGUGAGGAAGUCCCUCUUCGGAGACGAGUACCCUGGUUUUACCUGGGAGAGGCAGAUCGUAGCGACAAAUGUCUACUACGACUUCUCAAAGUUCGGAUUCAGAGACUCCAAUUUCAUCCUACAUCCUGAUCAUUUCUACAUGGCAGCUAGGCUCACAGAAGACGGGCUCUAUAGAGUAACCUAUGGUGAAUCGCCCGGCCUAACCUGGGAGCAAAUGCGCGAGCGUCAGCCGUGGAAGUACGAGAUAAUGCUACCGGGGCACCCCAAGCCAGACCAGUACAAUCUCGUCACCAUAUCGCCGUACAAGAUGCACCAGCGAUGCGCGCCCUCCUUCCGCGUAGGCCGGAUCCUAUUGGCGGCCGACGCAGCACACCUGUGCAACCCGUGGGGUGGCAUGGGUAUCACAGGCGGAUUUGUAGACGUAGGCGGCCUAUACGACUGUUUAGCGGGAAUUUGGGAUGGCAAGGCAGAUGAGUCGAUCCUAGACCUGUACAGCGAGAAGCGCAUUGAGAAGUGGAAGACAGUGAUCGACCCCAUUUCCCAGAGCAACUUCCGCCGCGUGUCGGACAGCGAUCCGGAUACUCUUUUGGAGCGCGAUCCCGUCAUGAAGGCGUGCAAAGACGCCGAGGACGACCUUGAGAAGCAGAAGGGGAUGUACCUAAAUUUCUUCGACAUGCGAUACGACUUUACGCAGCAUUACAAGACGGCUUGAUGAGGUAUGGGAAUGACGUAUUGGGGAUAUAUAUCUAUUGUGUUAGCAGUGUGUGUCAAAUAUAUCUGCCUCUUCAUGUUAGACUGUUUAGAGUAGCUACAUCAAAUCUCAUGUUAUAAUUACGAGUAUUUGGACGUAUUGUAGUUCAACAGUGGUGAAUUUAACUCUUUUA